Messenger RNA from Salvia splendens (bonfire salvia), 741 nucleotides. RefSeq lists its product as uncharacterized. The coding region runs from base 60 to 635 and encodes 191 amino acids. The transcript is spliced from 2 exons. The record is from RefSeq and is a predicted model, not a curated record. Lineage: Eukaryota; Viridiplantae; Streptophyta; Magnoliopsida; Lamiales; Lamiaceae.
GAAGGGAGACAAACUACUCAUUCAUCACCAAAUUAAUCAACACACCUUUUUUAAUAUAAAUGGCGGCAAAAUCUGUUGAUCAGGAAAUUGUGUACGAGGAAUUUGAACCUUUUUGCAAAUGGCAACGCAAGGAAGAUCGCGACUUUCUUGAAAUCCACCUCCAAGACUUCAAAAAGGAGCAGCUGAAAGUGCAAAUCAGCAAUCAUGGUGUGCUGAAGAUUUCGGGAGAGCGGCCAAUAGAUGCUUCAAAACACAUGAAAUUCUACAAAGAGGUGGCUGCCCCCAACACCAAAUACGACACCCACGCAAUCCAUGCCAAAUUCAUCAACAACAACCUCCUCAUCACCAUGCCAAAGCUCAAACCCUCCUCGCCUGACCCAACGGAUGUAUCGGAACCCGUAUCCGCUCCCGUUGCAGCGGCUCCGGCUCCGGAGAAGGUGACACCUCGUCUAGGAGGAAACGUACCGGCGGCGGAGGUGCAGUGCCAGAUGCAAUCCUGUCGGAAGCGGCCGUUUAUGGGCUCCAAAUUGGCGAAGAUGGCGGCGAGCCUCGCCGUGACGGCGUUGGCUGCGGUGGUGCUCGCUGCUUAUGUGCAUUUCAUGUAUAAGUCGACCGUUGGUGAUGACUCUAAUUGAAGUUGAAUUUGUGCAUUUGAUGUUGUAAUAAAGCUAUUGAUGCGAUAUUGCAUUGAUAAUUAAUUUGUUAAUCACCCGCUAAUAAAUGACUAUAUUUUCAAAUAAA